ACACAGUACUUUCUAAAAAGACAACAAUUCUUCUGGCGAGCGGACGUGUCAGCGGAGAAAAAGCUUUUUUACAGAACAGAGCGGAAGAACAGAGAAGAGAACAAAACGUUACGGACAGCGGGGAAAGGUGGCAAUUGAAAGAAAGUGCCAUACAGAGUGUGCAAGCGAGAGAGAGAGCAACCUGGGUAUUGCCUGUGUGUGUGUAGUAGUUUAGUGUGCGUGUUGUGUGGGAGUUUGUGUACGAAGCAAGUGUCAAGGAAAAACAAAACAAACAUUAUUCCAAGGAAAUUUCCAGUCAUGUCGGUGGAAUCCUCCAGCUCGGCGGUCCAACAACCGCCGUCGUCCUCGAACUUACCGCUCCUGGGCGACAACCAGGUGGUGGCCACGACCAGUUCCGCCUCCUCGGCCUCUUCCUCAUCAUCGUCGUCCUCCUCGUCGGGAGGCGGCGGCAAUGUGGUGGGCGUGCCGCUGGACACGCAGAGCAGCGGAGAGCCGCCGGCCAAGAAACAGUUGUUGGACGGAGGGGGCGGGGGUGCCACCAGCAGCAGCGGCAGCAGUUUGCUUUCCAGUGCCGCAGCCGCCUCAGGAAUGCACGAAAAGUUGGCCCACCGCAUCUCCAAUGCCCUGUGCUGCGCCGUCUGUCUGGACUUGCCCAAGACAGCCAUGUACCAGUGCCAGAUGGGCCAUCUGAUGUGCGCCGCCUGUUUCACGCAUCUGCUGGCGGAUGGACGCUUGCGCGAUCAGAUUGCCACUUGCCCCAAUUGCCGCGUGGAGAUUUCCAAGAGCACCGCCUCCCGCAACUUGGCCGUGGAGAAGGCUGCCUCAGAAUUGCCCAGCGAGUGCCAAUUCUGCAACAAGGAGUUCCCAUACAAAUCACUCGAACGCCAUGAACAACACGAGUGCCAGGAGCGCCCGACCAAAUGCAAAUAUCAUCGCAUUGGCUGCCAAUGGCGUGGACCCUUCCACGAGACCAACGAGCAUGAGCGCAACUGCUUGCAUCCCCAGAAGUCUGGAUACGAGGUAAUGGCGGCCCUGGAGGCCCACGAUGAAAGGAUCAAGGAGGAGAAGAAGAUGUUCAACACCCUGAUUGACUUGCUUAGCUACGAAAAGAUCAUAUUCAAUGAUCUGCAAAUGAAACCGUACCGCACGGACGAGUACGUACACAAGCUCUUUUACGAGACGGCCCGCUUCUCGGCCUUCAAUCAGCAGUGGGUGGUUAAGGCGCGCAUCAAUAACAGCCAGCGCGAUCCGCAUCAGUCCAACGAGCGGACCAUCACCUAUCAGCUGAUACUCAAGACCAAGACCAGCACGCCCAUGAGCAUACAUUUCUUUGCGCUAAAGGGUCCGUUCUCGGAUAUGAAAGUUUCAACACAGAUAUACAAACACGAAUUCACCGAGACGAGUACCGAAAGCGAGUACUAUGUCUUGCCAUUGCCAGAUGGAAUCGGGGGUAGCGGCUCAAGCGAAUGCAACCGUAUGCUGGCCAACAAAGGCAUUAACUUCCGCCUGCUCAUGUUUCUGCUGAACAAGUAAACGCGUUCGCUGCGCAGCGGAUAAAGAUUUUCAAAUUAGCUUAAGUUUGUUGUUUCAAACUCUUGAAUGUGCAAAACCUAGACAUAGUUGACUUAUAUUUUCUAUCAAUGUAUAUGUAAAACUUCGAAACGGAAACCACGAGCCUAGCCUAACAGAGAACCGCUUCCCGAUAACCCACAACCCGUUCACAGAAUCGUCGUAACAUAUUUCAAUCAAGUUCAAGAUCAUGCAGACGUAACGCGGUAGGUUGUAACCUAAGUAUAGUGUAGAUUCGCCUACAUUUUGUACAUGAGAUAGCCCCAUUUUAUGGAGACACUUUUCAAUAGCAAUGUUAACUUAACUGUUAGUGCUGGUGGCGAAAUGGAUACGAUCGAUGGACAAGACGGCAGAUGUGUGUUUGACUAGCGUUUAAUGAUCUCACAGGAAGGAGCCAGCCCACGCUAACCCGAUAAUACCGAAAAUAACCAUAAAAUAGCUGUAGAUUAACUUUUUGGACGCAAGGACCACGAGUCCACGGCUCCGUUUUCACUGUAAGAAGAACAACACCAAGUUGAAAUUCGAACUCUAAGCAGGCGCAUAUAAAGCGCUCUAUGAUUAUAACGUUGCUAUAGAUACUACGAUCACAUAGCCCGGGCCGAAGAAAACAAAAAUCCCCCCCAAAACAAAAAAGUCGAGUCCUCACGUUCAAAUCUUGUCUAAUCCUCGUUCUGUUGACCAUCUUACGAUUUAAUGCUUACAACUUACAUUCGUACAUGUAAUAUUUAUAUGCAUCGUUAAAUGAUAACUAUACCUAAUGCAUAUAUAAUAAAGAUACUUCUUAAUAAACAAAA
Messenger RNA from Drosophila teissieri, 2363 nucleotides. RefSeq names its product cysteine and histidine-rich protein 1 homolog. Gene Ontology annotation, cellular component: nucleus. The record is from RefSeq and is a predicted model, not a curated record. The transcript is spliced from 8 exons. Bases 298 to 1533 code for a protein of 411 amino acids. Gene Ontology annotation, molecular function: zinc ion binding. Lineage: Eukaryota; Metazoa; Arthropoda; Insecta; Diptera; Drosophilidae.